Fusarium coffeatum is the source of this 1233-nucleotide messenger RNA. RefSeq lists its product as uncharacterized. Lineage: Eukaryota; Fungi; Ascomycota; Sordariomycetes; Hypocreales; Nectriaceae. The record is from RefSeq and is a predicted model, not a curated record. The coding region runs from base 1 to 1233 and encodes 410 amino acids. The transcript is spliced from 3 exons.
AUGUUGGGUGUCAAAGCGCUUCUCGUAGCCUGUCUGGCUUUCACCACCAGUGCUGCUCCUCAGGAUAAGAAGCAUUGGGUUGGAACAUGGGCUUCCAUGCCCCAAGAGGUUGAGCCUCAUAACCUUGCUCCCGCUCCAUUUGGAGGACCGGAUCUUGCUGCUCAAUUCUUGAAUACUACUCUGCGUCAGACAUUCCGCACGUCCAUCGGCACAGACAAGAUCCGUGUCCGUUUCUCCAACAUAUUCGGCAAAACCCCUCUGCCCAUUACCGCGGCAUCGAUUGCCCUUCCCGUCGGUGGAAAGGCUGGUGUCGGAGAGAUUGACACCAAGACGCUCAAGAGCCUCAAGUUCAAGGGCAAGAAAUCUGUUUCUGUCCCUGCUGGAGAAAUCAUCUACUCCGACCCUAUCGACUUUAAGCUCAAGCCUCUUUCCAAUCUUGCUCUUUCUGUAUACACUGAGAAGGGACAGGCCGGAGCUAUCAUCACCGGCCAUCCUGGCAGCCGAACUACUUCGUGGAUGCAGAAGGGUAACCAUGUCAAUGCUGCUUCCGUUUCGGAGGGAAGCACUAAGCAUUGGUAUUUCGCUAAUGGCGUUGAUACAUGGGCGCCUCAGGAUCACUUCGCUGUUGUUCUGUUGGGUGAUAGUAUCACUGAUGGACGAGGCAGCACUGAUGACACGAAUGAUCGAUGGUCUGAUGCCCUUGCCGAGCAUCUUCAAGCAUCAGGAAUGAAGAACGUAGCCGUCAACAACAUGGCCGCAGGAGGCAACGCCAUUCUCCAAGGUGGUCUCGGACCUCCUCUUCUCCAGCGCUACAAGCGCGACGCUCUCGAGCAACCCGGCGCCAAGUUCGUCGUUAUCUUCGAAGGUGUAAACGAUAUUGGUCCAUCUGCCACCGAUGCCUCCACUCAACAGAAGAUCAAGACCGGCCUCAUGGCAGCGUAUAAGCAGAUCGCUGGUGAUAUCAAGAAGGCUGGCAUGACAAGCAUCGGAGCUACCAUCACCCAAAUGCUCGGAAACCAGUACUAUGCUCCAGAGAGGGAGGUGACGAGGGUUGCUAUCAACGAGUUCAUUCUGAACAAUGGCAGUUUUGACCAUACUGUUGACUUUGCUAGCUUGAUUGGCGAAGGAGAUAAGUUGUUGGCCAAGUUUGACUCUGGGGAUGGUCUGCACCCCAACCCUGCUGCUUACAAGGAGAUGGGGACCAAGUUCCCUAUCAAGUACUUCAAGAAGUAG